Carassius auratus (goldfish) is the source of this 1190-nucleotide messenger RNA. RefSeq names its product centriolin-like. Lineage: Eukaryota; Metazoa; Chordata; Actinopteri; Cypriniformes; Cyprinidae. The record is from RefSeq and is a predicted model, not a curated record. The transcript has 8 exons. The coding region runs from base 204 to 1190 and encodes 328 amino acids.
AAAAUGGAGAUAUAGAGACAGAAAGCGAAGAGAUGGCAGCCACCCCACUGUAGCCCAUGUCAAGGCUCAGUUGUCCAAGAAGACGCAGCUGCUGGCCAUCAUGAGCAGAAAGCACCAGGAACUGGAGAGCAGGCUGGAUGACAUGAUCACACGCAUCCACAAGGAGACACAGGAGAUCAAAGAAUUAGAGCAACAACUUACUGAUGGUCAGAUCGCUGCUAAUGAAGCACUCAAGCGUGACCUGGAGGGCAUCAUCUCAGGUCUCCAGGAGUAUCUGCAGGGCAGAGAAAGAUGCUCUGCAACGCUUCCUGUGUGAGAAGGAGCUGCAGUGCACACAGCUGGAGAAAGAAGCUCUCGGUGCUAAAAGCACACAGGAGGAGCUUCAGUGUCAGCAGCAGGUGUUGGAGGAUCUGAGGAAGGAGAAUGAAGAGCUGAAGCAGGCUCAGGGGCAGGUCAGUGAAUAUGAAGCAGAGCUGGAGUCGCAGCUGCAGGAGAGAGAUUCUGAGGCCACACAACUGAAGGAGGAGCUGGGCAGACUGCGUCGACUCAGUCAAAUGGAGCACUCUGCACUGCAGGCGGAGUUGCAGAAAGAAAGACAGGCAAAAGAGAAUGCUUUGGCACAGAUGCAGAUGGCUGCCGACAGAGAGCUUGAGAACACAGAGCUUCUGCAACAGGUCAACGCUCUUCAGGAGGAAAGAAACAGUCUUAAGGAGAAAGUGGAUGCUCUUCAGGAUGAUUUGGAACAGGUUAGAGAGGAGCUUCUUUGCCCAGAAAGUGUGACUAAAUAUUUAGGAGAGCUGAGAAGAGGCAUAGCUACAGGACAAGAGGAAUUAAGCUUUGAAGACCUUGGGGAACCAGUGAACAAGAAAUUCAUGGAGCUACAACAGGAGGUGCAUCUUGUGGUAUCUGCUGCUCGGAGAGAUCGAGACGAGGCCCAGCGCUGUCAGGACAGACUUGCUGGAGAGAUGAGUUCGCUCAAAGAGAGACUCAGGAAGUGCCAAGAAAGAUACCAGGCUCAGCAGGCAGCAGAGAGACAGGAUGAGGAGGCGGAGCUCAAUAGAUUGAGGAAAGAGCUGGAAGAUGCUCAAGAGCAGCAGUACUUGAUGCUGCAGCGUUUAGAGGAGACAGAAAUGGACAGGGACCGUCUUCUUGCUGAAUUAGAAGGACAAGAUAAACAGGUACAAGAAUGA